Messenger RNA from Monosiga brevicollis MX1, 1219 nucleotides. RefSeq lists its product as uncharacterized. The record is from RefSeq and is a predicted model, not a curated record. Lineage: Eukaryota; Choanoflagellata; Craspedida; Salpingoecidae. The transcript has 8 exons. Gene Ontology annotation, molecular function: pyridoxal phosphate binding. Gene Ontology annotation, biological process: biosynthetic process. The coding region runs from base 74 to 1060 and encodes 328 amino acids.
GGACAGGCUGGCUGCACUGUCGUUCCCGACUCCCACUGCACAGUUGAUCUUUUUGUAGGCCAGUGGCGCUACCAUGGCUUCUCGCUUCAUUGCCCCCCACUUGGCCGAGGCCAGCUACAACGGCGUAGAGCCGCUGGAGACCAUCGCAAAGGAGAUUGGUCUGCCCGUGGAGCAGCUCAUCAAGCUCAACGCCAACGAAAAUGUCUACGGUCUGCCCGAGGCUGUGCAGCAGGCCGUGGCCAACGCUGAGCAUCACGUGUAUCCCGAUCCGGCCCAGGUGCAGCUGCGUGCCGCCGUGGCCAAGCUGUUGGAGGUACAGCCAGAGAACAUUUGCUGUGGCGCUGGAUCAGACGACAUCCUGGACAUUGUGAUCCGCAUGAACCAGCCCAAGGCCAUGGUUACCAGCAUCCCGACCUUUGGCAUGUACAAGUUCUUGGGAAGUGUGGCCAAUGUGCCCGUGGUCAACGUCAAGCGAAAAGACGACUUUACGCUUGACAUGGACGCCAUUAUUGCUGCCAUCCGUGAUAAUGAGGAGGAUGCCUUGAUUGUUAUGGACGAAGCCUACGCGGAGUUUUGCGACUCGACGUCCAUGUCGCUUUUCGGCACUUAUCCCAACCUCUUGGUUGCGCGCACGUUCAGCAAAUGGGCGGGCUUGGCAGGAUUGCGUUUGGGCUACUGCGUGGCGGAUGCGGAGCUGAUCAAGGUCAUGAUGGCCAUCAAGCAGCCCUACAACGUCAACACGGCCGCAGACGCCGCAGGUCUAGCCGCACUCGAGCACCGCGAUACCAUUUUGAAAACGGUGGCCAUUCUUCGGGCGGAGAAGGAUCGCCUCUACACCGAGCUCACAAAGGUGGACUGGUUGCGGCCGGUGCCGUCAGACGCCAAUUUUGUGUUGGUGGAGGUCCAGCGCUUGCCCGCACAAACGCUCUAUCAGGGCGGUGAUCUGUCAAACUAUGUGCGAAUCUCGGCUGGCAAGCCGGAACAGAUGGAUGCUGUCUUGGCAGCCAUCAAGGCGAUUGAGAAGGAGUAUCACCUCUAUGCGCCUAUCAUCAGCAUGUAGGCGGUCAUGACAACGAGGGCUGGGUGUGCUCAUGUUAGCAGCGUAGUAAGGUUUUAUCUUUUCCCCCUUUCUCCCUCUCCCCCACCCUUCUCUCUUUUGUGGGUGUGAAGGUGCCGUGUUGAUGCUCGUUAUUUUUUGAUUAUUUGAUUUGCUCGCCUC